AUGUUUGGCUCUAAGAUCCUCCCUGCCAUUUUCCUGGCUAUCGUAAACGUAUCGGCCCUCGCAGUAGAGAAGGUCGCUGUAAGACAAGAUCAGACUUGCGUAGCUACGUGCGGCAAGAUUUGCUACUGGCAGGAAGACAUCGACGAAGCCGUAAAGCAGGGUUAUUCUUUACACCAAUCCGGCAAGACUGUUGGUUCAAACGACUAUCCCCACCAGUACAAUAACCGCGAGGGUUUUGACUUCCCCGGGCAGGCCCCUUACUAUGAAUUCCCUAUCCUAAGCAGCUUCGAUCCUUAUAAUGGAGGUAGCCCUGGUGCAGACCGUGUCGUUUUCAAUGAGGGUGGCGACUACCAAGGUGCUAUUACGCACACCGGAGCAAGCGGUAAUAACUUCGUGGAGUGCACCUAA
Messenger RNA from Daldinia childiae, 408 nucleotides. RefSeq names its product Guanyl-specific ribonuclease T1. Gene Ontology annotation, molecular function: RNA nuclease activity; RNA binding. NCBI's taxonomy places the organism in Eukaryota, Fungi, Ascomycota, Sordariomycetes, Xylariales, Hypoxylaceae. The coding region runs from base 1 to 408 and encodes 135 amino acids. The record is from RefSeq and is a predicted model, not a curated record. The transcript is spliced from 3 exons.